Molecule: messenger RNA, 1940 nt
Organism: Ochlerotatus camptorhynchus
Lineage: Eukaryota; Metazoa; Arthropoda; Insecta; Diptera; Culicidae
Exons: 3
Coding region: 114-1673 (519 amino acids)
Source: RefSeq, a predicted model, not a curated record
ACUGACUCUUGCGGAGGAUUCUCGGAAAUAUUGCGAGUGGUCGGUGAACGAGGUAAAAAAUCCGAGGACAUCCAUCAAAGAAAGGAGCUCUGAAACAGGAUUUGAAAGACAUCAUGCAAACUAACUGGAGAUUGCGGAGACAAUCUCUCAUCUUCAACGAAGGGCUGCGGCUGCUGAUGGAAUGUAAGGUGCCUGAUUUCAGCUCCCAACAGGAUCCGGAUGAUCGGGCCCAGAUGCAGCGAAGAUGGUCCGAGGGAUUGUUAGAUGUGCUUCCCCAGUUCUUAAACUUUAUCGAACGGCACCGGAAAACGCUGUUCUACGAGGAAUGUGGCCCGGUAACUUGGGAAUUUCGAAAGUACUUCCUGUUGGUUUAUUUUGAACAGAUCAGUCUGACAUACGAAUACGGUUGGUUCCAAAUGAAUGGUGAGGACGACGAUGGUAUCGAAUAUCGCUUGUCAAAAUUCUGCAUGUCAGUAGAUAACAUCCUCACUAGAGAUGCAAACUCGGGCAUCCGGUGCUGGUUGUUCCACUAUUACGGAAGUGUGUUGGGAAUGGAGGGGUGGCAGCAUCGAGCGGGAGAGGUCUACAGUUUCGUUCGAUUAUUCCACUUUUUGGUGGAGUACGAUCGGGUGAUGGACGUGCAAUUCGCUCCGAGGGUACUAUCUUUCGUGGAAAUGUUUGGAAAACAGCUGCUGACCUGUCGGCAAGUCACGGAUUAUCAGAUGAUGGGCCUUAUGUUGAUGAACACGCUCAUGAAACAUACGUGCAAGAAUCAUAGGUAUUUUAGGCACGAUAAUGAGGUGAUAUUGGAAUUGGUUCUACCCUUGAUUUGGAAAGAAACAGCUUCCAACACAUCAGCGAAGAAUUUGUGGAAUGUUAUCUAUUAUUCUGCCAGAUCAAUGUGUGAUAAAAAUCCUUCGCUGGACGAUGAAAUCAUGCGCACUUUGCUGGCCCUUCUGAAUGAAAACGAAGAUGACAUAGAUCAGUCGCACGUUCAUCUGAGAACAGUGACACGACUGCUGCUGUUGGACGCACCGGAAAUUAUGGUACAAGGACCCGAAGUAUUCACCGUUUUCGGCCGCAGAUUCGAGCAGAAAGAGUUUCGCUCGUACGUGAGGAACCGUCUGCAAGGCUACGCCGAGGCAAGGAAUUACCGAUAUUCGUUCCACUGGAGAUUGCGAAUCGGACAGAUUAUUCCGAAGCUAAUUACACGGUUUGCUAUUUUUUCUACUAGAUGUUAUUUUUCGCGCUACUAUCUGCAAGAGCUGAACCUACUGGUGUGGGUGGUAAUGUUCCCCAUCGGGCAAACCUGGCAGCGUCAACGAGCCCAAGGAACAAUGUUGAAUUGUUUGCUAAGCAAAAUUGAGACAACUACACGUUCUGUAUGGGAAAGCUUAGAACAAAGCCCCAUACAGGAUAUGGCACUGCUGCAGGAAUGGCAUCUUCAGCAUAAUGUCCUAGUGGCUCUGUCAGGCACCAUCGCCGACGCCUUUUUGGAGCUGGUACAAAAUCUACGGCGGGACUCGGAGCAGGUCCAAUCGUUGAUCCGCAGUGUGUUAAUGCAAAUGAUGGGAGCACACUACAUGCUGGAAAAUCUGAACAGAACGCUGGAGCGUUUGAUCAACGCGGCGAAAAAAAUACGGAGAGCUGGAAAUAUGGUAGCCAAUGAAUGAAGAUACCGCGUGCGAACCUCGGGAUGGGCGGUGUCUUUCGGCGCGGACAUAUCGAUAAUAUAGACUCAGGAGCGUCUACAAUGAGCUAGCAAAUCUGCGCUUUCGAACAAGUUAAUGCUUUUGAAAAGAUAAAAAUCAGAAUAUUUUGGAAUAUCGCCUAUUUAGAUAAAUACUAUUGUUAAAAUAGUGCCAGUUAUGCUUCUGAUAUGUACCUAUAUUUACUGAAAGGUUGCAAAAAUCGCCUUAAAUCAACAAAUAUAAUAAAAG